Molecule: messenger RNA, 2899 nt
Organism: Spodoptera frugiperda (fall armyworm)
Lineage: Eukaryota; Metazoa; Arthropoda; Insecta; Lepidoptera; Noctuidae
Product: protein anon-37Cs
Exons: 8
Coding region: 328-1725 (465 amino acids)
Molecular function (GO): polyamine oxidase activity
Source: RefSeq, a predicted model, not a curated record
AUUGUGAUUUUGUUUGAAUUGGCGAUAAUUUAAAAAUACUCAUUGCACAUUAUCUUGUUAGAUAAGUAAAACCCUAGCCAAGUGUCGUAUUAUAUAAUAUUUGCUGAUUUCUAUUAUUUAUUGACGCGUUACCUUUACACGUGGACGUGCAGACAUUUAUUAUAACCUUCAGUUUUUAUUUAUUGAAUUAAAUUCGCUUCAAAACGUUGCAUUGUGUGUGAAAUUGGAACAAACUUUUGUACAGAACUUUUCUUAGAGGUCAAAAUAAUCGACUAAAGUGAUUGGUUCUAUUUUUUUUUUCGGAACGUUUCCGGUAUAUCGAACGAAAUGCCGGCCUCAUAUGAUACCAUUAUCAUUGGUCUGGGUGCGGCUGGCUGUACGGCUGCCUCCACUCUGAGUAAGGCGGGGAAGAGAGUCCUGGCUCUAGAGGCUAUGGACAGAGUCGGAGGGAGAGUGAACACUGUUCCCUUUGGAGACGGCGUCGUGGAAGUAGGAGCUGAGUGGAUUCACGGCACGGAACAGUCUCGAGUGUACAACUUGGCUAUUCAGAACAACGUGUCAGUACUUCCUCAGGAUAUAGACUUCGAGGUAUACCGGUCAGACGGGAGUAUCGGGGACAAAGCUGUGCUGAAUGAGCUGAUGAAUUUCAGCCUCAGCGUCAUUGAGGAGCCUCCAGAAACACCUGAACCUUUGGGGCAAUUUAUUACGAGACGCCUCAAAGAUUACAUGAAGGAGAAAUACCCAGCUUUACUAGCCGACCAAGAUUUCGUGGACAAUUUACUAGAAUUCCUGGACUUAGUGAUUGAUAAUUAUGAAUCGUCCAAUAGUUGGAACGAAGUGUCUACAGAAUCUAAGUACACAGAGCUUGGCGGAUACCAACACAUGAGUUGGCAUCGACACGGAUAUAAGACCUUGUUUGAAAUUUUAUUGAACACGUACAACAACGGCCCUGGUUAUCCGAACCUGGACAUCAAGUUGAAGAAGGAAGUCACCCAGAUAUCCUGGCCCCAGGAUCCGACACAGGAUGUGGUGGUCACCUGCAAGGAUGGCAGCAGUUACAGAGCCAGGAAUGUCAUCGUCACCGUCUCUCUAGGAGUUCUUAAGGAAAGACACACAACACUAUUUUCGCCAAUGUUGCCACAAACAAAAAUUUCGGUCAUAGACAACAAUAAUAUAUCGAUGGGGUUGCUAGGUAAAAUAAUUUUGCAAUUUCCGCAAAAUUUUUGGGGGACAAAUAAGAAUAUAGAUUAUUCGUUUAUUUGGAGGAAUGAGGAUAAAGAGGGGAUUGAGGAUAAAUGGAUGUUGAAAUUGGUGCAGAUGUCUGCCCCUAUGGGGGCGGAUGAUGUGCUUACCAUGUGGACGAAUGGGGAUGUCGGGAGAUUGGUUGAAACUUUACCCGAAGACGUAGUCAAGAGGAAAGCUAUGGAAUUGAUCAGGAGAUUCAUGGGAAAGAACAGGACCAUCCCGGAACCCAUAGCGAUGAUACGGUCAUCCUGGUUCUCAAACCCCUACACUCGCGGCAGUUACACCUAUGACAAUCUAUCCACGCCACAGUACCCACACGCUAGGGCCACUUUAGCUGAGCCUCUGGUAGACAGCAGUGGAGCCCCAAGGGUCCUAUUCGCCGGCGAAGCGACAGACAACACCCAUUUCUCUACCGUUCAUGGAGCGACCGAUACAGGAUUCAGGGAAGCCAAUAGACUCCUGACUAAAGCCAAAUUGUAAGCGAAAUGUAGAUAAAAUUAAAUGUGCUAUUGUGUCCUUUUAUGGCAUUAGACAUGUGUUUUUUGACAAUAGAUGUAGAAUAUUAUGGUACUCGGCGGUAAAUUGUGCAGUGUAAAGGAGGAUGCCAGAGUUUCUAUGAAAUCUGGUCCCAUUUCCAAUAACUAUGUGUGUUACAUCAUUGGAUAGGUAAUUUUGAGCUGAAUAAAAGUUACUAUGGCGCCAAGUUCCAAAUCUUAGUCCGUUCAGAGUUAUUCUUUAUUAAACAUGGUAGUUUUAUCAGUAGCCAAGUAAUGCUAUUUUUGCGUUAUAAUUACAUUUGUGCUUUAUACACGUAGUGUGGAUAUAAUUCUUCCAAUAUCACACAUAGCUAUUGGAAGGUGGGACCAUGAUUUGCAUCCUCCUUUUUGUAGGAGACAAUUCGGUAGUUUCCUACUAGUCAAAUUCAAUACUUUUAUCGACAUGUCAAAACUUACAUUUAUUUUGAUUUUGUAGGAGAUCGCAACUUAUGACGUAAUAUUUUUUUGCAUUCAAUACAAUACUUCUCUAAAAUUUGCUAGAAAAAUUAAAUAAAUAAGUAUAUCGUCAAAUUAAUGAAUGAAAGUACGAUUAUUUUGGGAUAUUUUAUUUUAUUAUAUUGAAAUAGGAAACUAGCCAAUUCUGUGUGAUUUUACCAUCAUUUAUUUGAACAAAACUUUUUAUUAUUCGAUGAGAGUGCUCCGACAAGGGGUCUCGAGUUCGAUAGCCGUGUCGUUCACAUUACUGGGAUUUUUUAGAAAAUUUGUCAGUAGUAGCACGGAGUCUGGAAUUGUGCCCAGUAUAUGGCAAUAGGCUCACCCCAUUUGAAUAGGAAUUUGGUGCCAUAGUAAAAAAUUAUGUAUGCCGUAUAACCCCGACUAGUCACUAUGGGUGUUAUAUUUAGUUAAUUAUUUUACUAAACAACCACCGAUGUUAUUUGAAGAUAACACAGUCUUUAUACUAAUAGUGAUUCAUAUGUAUAUAAGGUGUUCUAAAAGUAUCUGCCACGGCUUUAAUGGGAGGUAGUGUUGUGUUUGAAGAUUACAAUAGUGAUGAAAUUUCGUACCCCGGACCAGUUAAUUCAAUUUGAGAACAUAAAGAAGUUAAAUAAACAUUGACUCUACUCUGUAUAAAGUGGUUCACAAAUACGCACGAUGCG